AGGUUCUUCUGCAUCUAAUUGCGACCUUUUGUCUAAUAAGAAUCUCCUCCCCGAAUUUUCCAGAAAUGGGACAAGGCAUACCCGUUGGAAUGGGAGUUUAGGUUUAUCGUGGCUUUGCGUACUUUCAUCUUCAGCUUGUUAGUAGCAUGUUGUUACAGUGUAGUAAACACUGUUAAUUGGAUGAUGGUACUCUGAUGGGAUUUCUGUGUGGUUGGUAGUUACCCCAGUUUAGUAUGCGGGGUGCAUGGCGAGGUGGUUUGGACUUCCCAUUCGCCUAAUGGCGCAAAACUGAUCAUUUCUAAUUAUUAGUCAGUUUGCACAAUGCGUUUCAUAUCAUCAAACAGUUGGACAAAGAAGGCAUCACCUACAUUUUUCUGCAGUUUUAUUUCGAAGCAGGUAUACAAAUAUUCUAUCGGGUAAAGUCAUGUUCAAAGGCUGGUGGAUUUGCUGGAUAGGACGAUGACGUAAGAAGCACAACACUAGCGUGAUCUCAGCAUCUCUGACGUGGGUGUGGGAUGAGCGUACGACAAAGCUGCAGCCGAGUGGGCUUUUGGAGUAACCUUGACUAUUUGUCUGGAGUAAGAAAAUGGUCUCCAAGCUGGCACACUCGUUGCCCUGAAAGCACACUGUGCUCUUUACAGGCUGCGCCUCAUAGCAAGCACAUUGUCUCAAUCUGUGUACCAGCGAGCUUGAUUCACAAUGGUGCUUUUGUGCUCCAAGGAAGUCCAGGUGUUAGCGGUGCACACCAUUCCUACACCUUUGUUUAAAGAAGAAGAAGAACAGAAAAAACAGUGGAUACUGCUUCCGGCCAGGGCAUUGGUGCAGCCAGUAGGCCUCCUGCCAAAGCUUGACCGCCAACUCCUGCUCUACGAACCCAAAAGGGGAGAAGAAGGGAGCGAGAGAGAGAAAGAAACGCAUCUAGAGCAGUGGCCAUGGCAGAACCCGGCCUGUCUUCUCCCACAGACCCAGCCCUGCGGUCGCCACGACACCACCACGCGCCCCACUCGCUGACCUUGGCCGCCCUGCGGGAGGGCACCCGCAUGUGGGAGAGGUCGCCGCCAAUGCCCGGAGAGCUGCCCAGUCCUCUGCCCACCAAACGCACCCGCACCUACUCUGCCACGGUGCGGGCCAGGUCAGGGCCGGUCUUCAAGGGUGUGUGUAAAAACUUCUCCAGGUCGCAGGGACACGGUUACAUCCGGCCCUCUCACGGCGGGGAGGACAUAUUUGUCCACAUCUCAGAUAUCGAGGGAGAGUACGUGCCGGUGGAGGGGGAUGAAGUUACCUACCGGGUGUGUCCUAUUCCACCCAAGUGCGUGAAGAUCCAGGCCGUGGAUGUGGUCCUCACUCACCUGAACCCAGGAAGCAAGCACGAGACCUGGUCAGGACAGAUCAUCAGCUCCUAGGCCUUCUCUCUGGUUCUCCAAGAUGAGUAGGAAGGACAGGAAGGGGGGUGGUGGUAUGGGAUGACUG
Messenger RNA from Engraulis encrasicolus (European anchovy), 1470 nucleotides. RefSeq names its product cold shock domain-containing protein C2-like. The record is from RefSeq and is a predicted model, not a curated record. Gene Ontology annotation, biological process: regulation of mRNA stability. The transcript has 4 exons. Lineage: Eukaryota; Metazoa; Chordata; Actinopteri; Clupeiformes; Engraulidae. Bases 933 to 1403 code for a protein of 156 amino acids. Gene Ontology annotation, cellular component: cytoplasm. Gene Ontology annotation, molecular function: mRNA 3'-UTR binding.